Molecule: messenger RNA, 2620 nt
Organism: Symsagittifera roscoffensis
Lineage: Eukaryota; Metazoa; Xenacoelomorpha; Acoela; Convolutidae
Product: soluble guanylate cyclase 88E-like
Exons: 14
Coding region: 165-2024 (619 amino acids)
Biological process (GO): cGMP biosynthetic process; nitric oxide-cGMP-mediated signaling; response to oxygen levels
Cellular component (GO): guanylate cyclase complex, soluble
Molecular function (GO): heme binding; guanylate cyclase activity
Source: RefSeq, a predicted model, not a curated record
UAAAAAAACGUUUUGAUUUUGUAUUGCAAAAACUACAGAUUCAAACCUUGAGAGUAAUAGCAAAAAAAACGGUCAGAAAAUUUUGAUUGAAAACUCACAUUGUGUCUUUGAUUAUUAUUGAUUUAUUGAAGUAAGUAUUUGAUUGAGUGGCCAUUUGAGUGGUCAUGUAUGGCCUUCUGCUGGAGAAUGUGGCCGAGGUGAUUCGGAUGAACUAUGGGCAGUCGCAGUGGGAUGAGAUCAAACAGAGGGCAGAGGUCACGCAGCUACAGUUCGUCAAUCAUCAGGCGUACAGUGAGACAUACAUGCACAGGAUCUGCAAAGCAGCCAGUGAGAUUCUUGACUUGAGUCGGGACGAACUCAUGUACAAGUUCGGAGAGACAUUUGUGCACCAGAUGACUAAGAAGGGCUACAGGGACAUACUCAGGGUGCUGGGUCGGAACGUGCGGGAUUUUGUGAAUGGGCUGGACAAUCUGCACGAAUACCUGAAGUUCAGCUACCCCAAAUUGAAGCCCCCCAGCUUCAUAGUGACCCAGGAGGACUUUGCCGGAAUCACCCUCGAGUACAAGAGCAAACGGAGGGGCUUCACCUACUACGUCAAGGGCCAACUGGAGGCAGUGUGUCGUGAGUUCUACAACACAAAUGUGAUGAUUGACAUCUUGAGUGAAAACAUUGUGAGCGACAUGACAAACAUCUCCUACAGGAUGAAGUUCGACAACACUCUCUCCAACACCUCCGACGACGCCAGACCCCGCAGCAGUCUCAGGAACGACCUCACCAUCAGCAACUCUCUAUUCUUCUAUCUAUUCCCCUUCAACGUGGUCUUCAAUGAGAACAUGGUCAUAGUGGCCGUUGGGAGCAGUCUAAAGACUAUCAUGGACGAUGCCCAGGGCAGGGCCAUAGACGAAGUGUUCACGCUCAAAAAGCCACCCAUCACCUUGACAUACAACAAUGUGAGGAACCAUCUGAACAAUGUGUUUGAGCUAUCUACCAUGGACAAUGUCGGUCCUGACAGAGAGGAGCAGGAGGAGGGCAGCAAUGGGUUGGCUCUGCGGGGUCAGAUGGUGCUGAUGGUGGAGUGGCAGGUCAUCGUCUACCUCGCCAGUCCCAUACUGGCGAAUCUUGAGGAUAUGAAACGAGCUGGUCUGUUCAUCAACGAUCUCUGCAUGCACGACUCCAGUCGGGAACUGGUCCUGGCAGGAACCCAGCAGUCGGUGGAGAUGAAACUGGCACUCAGUCAGGAGGAGCAGAAGGCCAGACAGCUGGAGCAGAAUCUGAAGACCCUGGAUAAGGAGAUGAAGAAGACAGACGACUUACUGUACCAGAUGAUCCCGAAGAGUAUCGCCCAACAGUUGCGCAGAGGAGUCAGCCCAGUCGACACUUGCAAGCUCUACGAGAGUGUGAGCAUAGUGUUUACUGACAUCAAAGGAUUCACAAAGAUCUGCAGUCCUCUGAAGCCAACCGACGUUGUGAAACUCCUGAACACCAUGUACACUCUGUUCGACCGCUUUUCAGAUCAGCACAACAUAUUCAAGGUGGAGACUAUAGGAGAUGCAUACAUGGGGGUGGGAGGGUGUCCGAAUGAGAACCAGGAACACCCUGUGAAUGCCCUGGAGAUGGCACUCCACAUGGUCAUGGCCACCGGCAUGAUCACCACGCCCAACGGAGACAACCUCCAGAUCAGAGCAGGUGUGCACUCCGGUAGUGCAAUUGCGGGCAUAGUGGGGAUGACGAUGCCCCGCUACUGUCUCUUCGGCAAGUCAGUCCAGAUUGCAAACCUCAUGGAGAGCAGUGGAAUGCCAGACAGGGUGCAAGUAUCCGAAGACACGAAGAAAUUGCUGAGCAAGACGACCUACAUAUUUGAAAAGAGACAGGACAAAAUCCAAUUCCUCGAACGCGAGAUGACAACUUACUUCGUGCAGCGUCCGCUCAUGUUGGACGAAAAGAGCAAGAGAGAGUACGCGCAUGUUCAGAAACUGGUCAGAGACACCGAGGCAGACGCCGACUUCACCAUGGCUGCAGACUAAACUAAACACAUCAGCGCCGAUUCCCUAGACAGAAUUCGCGGAUUGGUCUCUGAAAGCAAAUUAAUGGCAACCUGACUACGACCAAAUAAGAAGUCAAUCAAUCACUAACUCACGACUGAAUGAAUCGAAUCACACAAAAGACUUACAAAGUUGAUGACCGACUUUAUUCAUUUGCCCAUCAGUCAAUCACAACUCACAAAACGCAAAAUUUGAAAAGAAAAACACAAUAUAUAAUUACACACAUAUAUAAACAUAGAAUAUUUGUAAGUGCCGGUUUAUUAGCAUCAUGUGUGUCAAUUAGCCUGUGUCGCCAAUUCCAGUUAGCCGGUCUAUUGGCAUGUGUAUCAAUUAGUUUGUGUAGCCAAUGCCAGUUAGCCGGUCUAUUGGCAUGUGUGUUAACUAGCCUUUGUACCCAAUGUCAAAUAGCCGGUCUAUUAGCAUGUGAGUCAAUUAGCCUAUGUAGCCAAUGUCAGUUAGCCGGUCUGUUAGCAUGUGUGUCCGAUGUGAACAAAUGUAGUCGAAUCAAUUGCUUUUUGAAGAGUUUAGUUUUUCAAAUUAGAAGUGUGUUAUAGAAAGUUCACUACCAAAACAUAAAU